AUGGCUGAAUUUUUGAAAGGUUUAUUGUUAUCGGUUUUAACUGAGAAAUGCUACGAAGAAUAUUUCGAGAAAUACAACUUUCUCGAUGGUCCUUGUAUGACCGCGACCCUUAGUAAAGGUCUCGGCAUCGGUAUCAUUGCCGGCUCUAUUCUUGUAAAAGUUCCUCAAAUAUUGAAGAUUUUAGGCAGUAAGAGUGCAGAGGGCAUCAAUAUUUAUGGAGUGUAUCUGGAGUUGUUUGCUAUCACAGCAAACUUCGCUUACAGUUAUGUUAUGGGCUUUCCAUUUAGUGCAUGGGGAGAAGGCACCUUUUUAGCGAUACAAACAGCCAUCAUUGCAGCAUCUGUUUUGCACUAUGGAGGAUCAACAGGCACAGCUGGCCUCUUUUUAGCCACAUAUGCAGGCAUUGUGUCUGCUCUAGUCAGUGGUGUCACUCCUACAGAUGUUCUGUGGACCAUGCAAGCUGUUAAUGUGCCUAUUAUUGUUAUAGCAAAGUCUAUCCAAGUAAUCACGAAUUACAAGAAUGGUAGUACUGGACAGUUAUCAGCGAUUACGUGUCUGCUACUGUUUGGAGGCAGUAUAGCUAGAAUAUUCACGUCGCUGGUGGAAACUGGAGACUUCAUCAUUAUCGUCACAUACUGUGUGUCCACUGUGGCUAACGGCGCCAUAGUAGCGCAACUCUUCUGGUACUGGAAUGUCGGAAAGGGAACCCAAACCAAAAAUAAGAAAAAGAAGAAACAUGCAUAA
This is a messenger RNA of Spodoptera littoralis (African cotton leafworm), 744 nucleotides long. NCBI's taxonomy places the organism in Eukaryota, Metazoa, Arthropoda, Insecta, Lepidoptera, Noctuidae. The record is from the annotation of a GenBank genome assembly.